CAUUUUCAUUUUCAUUUUCGGAAGGCGUUUUUACCUUUCCUCCGAGUAGCCGCUGCCGCCGCCGCUGACAGGGUAGAACCACCGCAUCCGCGAUGUUGUCGUGGAUCCUCCGUGGCUGCCGCGACGAGUGCUCCGCCACUGACCAGCUCAAGCAGGCUCGUGAUGUCUUUGUGGCAAAAGAGGCAGUCUUGCAAAAGAAGAUAUCACAAGAGAUGGAACGUGCCAAGUUGUUCACAAAAUCAGGAAACAAGCAAGCAGCAAUGCAGUGCUUGAAGAGGAAAAGGUACUACGAGAGCCAAAUGAACCAGGUUGGAAGUGUCCGGUUACGCAUUGAUACCAAGGAAAAGAUGAUCGCUGAUAACAUGGUGAACAAAUAAGACAAAGUGGAAGACAAGCUAUUUUCAAUCUGAGCAGCCACCUUAGGCCUCCUUUGGUUUGGACGA
Messenger RNA from Triticum dicoccoides, 443 nucleotides. Its product is annotated as vacuolar protein sorting-associated protein 32 homolog 1-like. Lineage: Eukaryota; Viridiplantae; Streptophyta; Magnoliopsida; Poales; Poaceae. The transcript has 3 exons. The record is from RefSeq and is a predicted model, not a curated record. Bases 93 to 377 code for a protein of 94 amino acids. Gene Ontology annotation, cellular component: cytoplasmic side of plasma membrane; ESCRT III complex; multivesicular body. Gene Ontology annotation, biological process: vesicle budding from membrane; late endosome to vacuole transport via multivesicular body sorting pathway.